AUGUCCCAACCUUCAAGGGCUCUUCUUAUUUUCUGCAAGGUUAAUGGGAUCGAAUUUGAAGAGGUGAAGAUUGAGAUUGCGAAGAUGCAGCACAGAUCCCCUGAAUUUGCAGAAAUUAACCCCAUGAAACAAGUUCCUGCAAUGGUGCAUGGUGAUUUCAAACUCUUUGAAAGCCAUGCUAUUCUCAUUUACUUGGCUUCUGCAUUUCCUGGAGUUGCUGAUAACUGGUACCCAACGGAUGUCUGUAAAAGGGCAAAGAUUCACUCUGUGCUGGAUUGGCACCACUCGAAUUUGCGACGUGGUUCAGUUGGAUAUAUAUUCAAUGCGUCCGGUAUUGUGUUGGCAUUUGGUUUGCCGUUGGACCCAAAGGCUGCUGAUGAAGGUGAGAAACUUCUGUCCAAGUCUCUGGCGAUAAUCGAGUCGCAUUGGCUCGAAGGAAACGGCCCUUUCUUGCUGGGAAAUUCUCAACCCUCGAUUGCGGAUCUUGCUUUAGUUUGUGAAAUCAUGCAACUUGAGCUUGUCGAUGAAGAAGACCGUCACCGGAUACUAAGCCCACACAAGAAAGUCCAGAAGUCAUCGGGGAUUAUAUGCCCUCACAAACCGACGUCGCGCGCCGCCGUGAAAGCGACUUGCAGGGUCCUCGCCGUCGUUUUCCUCAGCCUCCUUCUUCCCCUUUCUGUCCUCCUCCUCGCCCGCCUCUCAAUUGCCCGCUACUUACUAUCAAUCUCCGGCGAUAAAACAACGUGGGUCCUCAAUUUACUCGUUUUUCUAGUGGCAUUUUCAGCUCUCGUCAACUGCUUGACCGGAUCUAAUCUGGCGUUGCUCAUCGGCGAACGGCGUCGCAUUUGCGCCGCGUGGGCUCUGCUUUUUCUGAUGCAGGCUUGUCUGAGUUUGGGGAUUCGGGGGACAAUCGACGCUGAAAUUAACAGCUCCGCGGAGGGUAAUAAUUGGGUUUUGCAGAAAUUAACAGAUCCGCCGGUUGCGGCGGAUCUGGCAAUGAAUGGAUGGGCGGCGGCGGGGGUUGCCGGGUGGUGGUUGUAUUAUCUGACGGCGGCGGUGGGGGUGGUCAGGGCGGUAAGAGGUUUCGUGUGGGUGCUGACGUG
This is a messenger RNA of Striga hermonthica, 1103 nucleotides long. The record is from the annotation of a GenBank genome assembly. NCBI's taxonomy places the organism in Eukaryota, Viridiplantae, Streptophyta, Magnoliopsida, Lamiales, Orobanchaceae.